CAUGGCUAGUGACGGAAUGAACCAGAUAUAGUGCUAAUAGCCAGGCGCACUAGAGUAAUAUGUUCAGUUGUAUCAUUAUUACCCCAUUCUACCCUGACCCCCUGUUCUGCGUUAGCUGUUUGGGAACGGACGAUGAUCACCAGGAGGUAUCUUCGGUGGUAAAAUGAGUCGGUCGUCCCAGGGUUACUGUUUUUGCGGAAUGCCCCAAGUGUGUCUACUUCUUCCUAGUUGUCUAUUAAGCUGAAAUAUUGGUAGCCGCAAGAAUACAAUAGUAAGACGCCGAAAUGCCUACUACUCGUAAAGCCAUAGAACUGGUCAAUGUUGACCCCUGGGAAAUGUCGACACUUCCGGACUGCCGCAAACUAGCCUCCGACAUCAUACGACGACAGGGUCGAUUCGAUGAAGCUUUCUUCAUGUGUGACCUUCGGGAUGCGGAGUAUAAAUGUCGAUUGUGGAAAGAAAAUCUGCCCCGUGUCACUCCAUUCUACGCUGUCAAAUCCAAUCCUGAUCCUCUAUUUACCAGAGUUCUGUUCGAAAAUGGCGUCAAAUUUGACUGUUCGAACCAACGUGAGAUUCGUUUCGUUCUGGACAACGUUCCGGGAGCUCGGGGGUCGGAUAUUGUUGUUUCGAAUACCGCCAAAUGCAGGAAGGAUAUCGCGUUCGGCUGUGAGGUUGGAGCGAAUCUUAUGACCGUGGAUUCUGUUGAGGAACUAGAGAAAAUCUUUCCCUAUAAGGAGCAAGCCCUUGUGCUAAUUCGUCUACAGGGCAGCGAGCAUACGAGCAAGAUCACGUUCAAUCGGAAAUUUGGCGCCGGGCCCGAGCUCGUGAGCAAGAUCCUCCGAAAAUGUCAGGAACUCGAGCUGAACGUUGUUGGCACCCACUUCCACGUGGGCUUAGGAUUCGAUUCACCGCUCAUCUAUGACGAGUCAAUCCGACGCUCUAAGCAGGUAUUCGACGAAGCUAAUAACAUGGGCUUCAACAUGCGCAUCCUUAAUAUCGGCGGGUCGUUUCCGGGAGGUGUACGAAAAAGGAAACAGUUUCUUCAAGCGGCGGCUGUAAUUGAAAAUUCACUGGCGCGAAACUUCCCGGUCGGCUGUGGGGUUCAAAUCAUCGCAGAACCUGGCCAAUUCUUCUCUACGUCCGCGUGGAUUCUCUGCGCUAAAGUAGUUGCUGUCAAGGAUUGCGUUAUUGAUGAAGUGCAUCCUGCAUCUACGUCAACAGAUCUAAAGGGACGCAUGGCAAGAAUGCAGCCCGUCUAUAAAACAUUCAACCGGUUAUCAGAAUCACACUCUGAAAAGCAUGUGCAGGAUGUGGUUGAUGAGGACACUAUUGAGGACGAACAUCGCGUUGUUAUCAUCCGUAACGUUUUCCUCAACGAGUCGCGUUUCAACGCAAUCCCGCGUGCUACAUUGCCUCUCCUUGAUCUGCGCUAUUAUCGCUUAGAGACGGACGAAGAGCUCGCCAAUGUGGGGCACCCUGAACCUGAUGCUAAAACCGUCCUUUGGGGAGCGACCUGCAACCCCUUCGACCAGAUCGUAGAAUGGGACCAUGCGAUUGACAUCAAGUGUGACCAGUGGAUCCUCAUAGACAAUAUGGGAACGUAUUCGAGGGCGUUCCAAUGUGGGUUCAAUGGUUUUGGCACUCCACCGGUUUAUUAUCUUGGCCAGUCUGCCCAUCAUGCUGCCUGAGUAGGAGGCCUGGUUUAUAAACGUGAUCCGAGAAGUUACUCGUUUCAAGACGACGUGAGAAGUCCCGUGCACCAUUUUUUUAUUAAUCUGUCUAAAAAUGGCCAUCUUAAGAUCUUAGGAUUUACUUCGUAAAACAUGAGCAUUUCUUGUCUUAUGUCUCAUAUGUGUUCUCGCUGAUAAUAUUUGUCAGUAUAAUAAUAGGGUCUCCGUUCGUUCUACGUACGUCCGUUUGGCGUCAACUAAGGACAAAGUCGAUGCAUUUAUGUCUGUUUAUUCAACCUUGUGCUUAAUAACAUCUCUGGAAUCGAGAGAACACAUCUGCCCCGGACUUUAACCCUUGUUCGAGGAGAUUAGAAAUAUAAGUGAAAUAGGAAGUUCUACAUUCUUUCCCACCUCACUGUUAUCAGUCUAUUAUAACGGAUGAUUAAACUUGAAAAGCGUCCGCAAAUCCAAUAAAUACAAUUUGUGUAAGGUAGUUAAUUUUCUGUAAUCUGCCAGAAAACUUCGUAGGCUCGUGAAAUUACUUAUGCGUGUAAGGCAGAACACUUAGUCUGAUGGUUAAUAUCGAUACUUUCAAAGGAAUCAGCCUUUGGCACAAUUUUAAGAUGAUUACUUUGCAAGUAUUUUCACUGAAUCUACUCUAAUACAUUAUUUUAUCUGUGACCUCUGUUCAGUUUGGCUCGUACAGCAGAACAAUGACAAUUUUAUGAAAUAACUAACUUUAAUAUAACACUCUUGAUCUUCAGCACAGUUUUGAUAAUUGUAAAGGUCGUAGUUGAGUUUGAGUACCGGAAAAACGUAGACGUUAUCGUCAUAGUCGCUGCUGUUCUUGUGAAUACCUGAAGACUCAGAGAGAAAACACUCACAGGAUCAAUAAGAUCACCAGGCUGCACCUGAACGAAGUGUGCGAAAUUUUCGCCGAUGAACCGUUGCCAUAGGCGGAUUAAGCUGUCAAUAAUUUCUAUGAAAUCGAUAAGAAAAUUUUGUGUAAAAAUGCAUAUGAAAUGGGAGCUCGUAAACAGACAAAGUCUAUAUUAGUGAUAUACAACUCUCUAUAAUAUACCCUGUAAUACUCAACAAAUAUAUUCCAAAAAACUAUAAACGAAACGA
Molecule: messenger RNA, 2798 nt
Organism: Varroa destructor (honeybee mite)
Lineage: Eukaryota; Metazoa; Arthropoda; Arachnida; Mesostigmata; Varroidae
Product: ornithine decarboxylase-like
Cellular component (GO): cytoplasm
Molecular function (GO): ornithine decarboxylase activity
Source: RefSeq, a predicted model, not a curated record